This is a messenger RNA of Pelagomonas calceolata, 1212 nucleotides long. The record is from the annotation of a GenBank genome assembly. Lineage: Eukaryota; Pelagophyceae; Pelagomonadales; Pelagomonadaceae.
GACACCAUCGGCGCGGCACCUUUGCAUAACUCAUCGACGAUGCUGCGCCAUUCGCUGCGCCGCGUAGCAAGGAGCCGAAGGACGCUGGCCCACCUCGCGUCCAAGGGCCCGGGUUUCUUGGGCUGUUUAGGUCAUGGCGACUGGCAAAAUAGAGAUGCCCUGGAAGCUGUCUUGGAUGACAACGACAAUUAUGUCAGAGUGAAGAGUAUAGGCGCGGGCUGGGCUCAUUCUGCGGCUGUACUGGAAGACGGCGUUUGUGUUGUUUGGGGUCGCUACCUGGAACCGCCCGAGUCUGCCUUACGAUUAUCUCAUAUCGAGCGCGUCGUGCCGCCGCUGGCUCGGUUAGUGAAUGCCACAGCAUCAUUAUUAGAUCGGGACAACAGUCUGAGAUUAAGGCCGACGCCGAUUACCGAUCAAUGUCUCAAGGUGGCGUGCGGCGCCGGCGUCACCGCCUUGAUAAAAAGGAAUGGAUCGUUGGAAACCAUGGGCGCGAACCAGUUCGGCCAGUGCGGCGUGGGGGACCAUUCGGAUGUCGUGCGGGAGCCGGCGCCAGUCAAGUGGGAUUCACCACAAGUACCCAUCUCUACCGUAGCAUUGGGCUUCCGCCACGGCCUUUGUCUCUCCGAGGAAGGCCGAGUCCUGAGCUGGGGAAAAAAUGAUGCCGGCCAGCUCGGAGAUGAUACGAGAAACUCGCGGCCGGCCGUGGCACCCGUGUCGUUGGACGAAGAAUGUAUCAGCGUAGGUGCCGGCUUAAAUCAUAGCGCGGCACUGACGACGGACGGCCGCCUCUUCGUGUGGGGGAAGAUGAGAGAUAGUAGUUCAAAAAAACCUUCUACUGUGUCACGCGAUUUACCAGACGUGUACGGCGACGCUCUGUCACCUAAACAAGUACCAGGCCACCGCUACAAGGCCGUGGCCUGCUCGUCGUUCCAUUGUGUCACUCUAGAUGAAGAUGGUCAAGUCUUUUGCAUGGGUCUCGAGAGAGGGUCGAGAAAAAUGGUCCACGCGCCUCGCCAAGUGCGCCUGCCGCCGGGCGUGCGCGUGUUGUCCAUCAAAAACGGCGUCGACGCCGUCGCGCUGCUGGGCGAUGACGGUGUUACAUAUGUGCCCGAUUUAUCACCAGGUUUAUCUUGUGGUUGCGAGGUCCGGGAAGAAAAUGCGGUGACUGAUCUGGUGUUCGGGUGGCGGCACGCCGUGGCUAUCGCUGCGUAA